CAGAGGCACUUUGAGAGCUGCCACACUACCCGUGACCCCAACCAGCACCCGAAAUUUACCACACGAGUCUAACAAAUCACAUUUCGGAGACGUUACGGGUGAUUCCGCCUGCAUGUUAGCUGGAAAACGAUCACUACAAAAACAACUUCAACACGUUAUUAGGAGCAUGCUGAUUGCCGAGAAUACGCAAAAUAUCGCCAACUUUUAACCUCUAUCAACUUCGCCCGAUGCAGCUUCCGUAAACAUUGGUUCCACGUGACCCACAGUGACUGAUGAACGAGCACGUAUCGCAACGACCUUUCGUGAGCGCGCACGCUGGUUCCAUAGAAUAUUCUGGCUCUUCGACGGCUUCCGCAAGAGAGACACACCGUCCGGUAUGUUAUUGUAGGGGGUUUUCAUGCUUUGGUGAAUUGUGCUGACAUUCUCAACAGGUGCGAUGCAGCAGACGCUGACCCCUCACGUCUACUGGGCUCAGCGGCAUGAGGACAUCUACCUGCGAGUGGAGCUGAUUGAUGCGCAGAAUCUUGACAUCAGCGUGCAUGAUAAUGUCCUCAAAUUCAGGGCCCAGGGUCAUGGAGCAAGAGGACAGAAUGAUUAUGAGUUUAGUCUGCCGUUCCUUAAUGCUGUGAAGACAGAGGUGAGCCACAGGUCGACCCAGCGCCAGGUGAACAUCACAGUGCGUAAGCAGCUGAGUGGCUGGUGGGACAGACUCGCCCUACAGGAGAAGAAACCUAUUUUCCUGGCUCCUGACUUCGACCGCUGGAUGGACGAGUCUGACGCCGAGAUGGAGCUACGGGAGAAGUCUACGGAGCCGGUCGGCCCUCGGCGCCACGGAGCCGGUCGGCGCCGGUCAUAA
Salvelinus namaycush (lake trout) is the source of this 856-nucleotide messenger RNA. It is a transcript of the gene hacd3, whose product is annotated as 3-hydroxyacyl-CoA dehydratase 3. Gene Ontology annotation, cellular component: cytosol; nucleus. The transcript is spliced from 5 exons. Bases 437 to 856 code for a protein of 139 amino acids. Gene Ontology annotation, molecular function: Hsp90 protein binding; protein-folding chaperone binding. Gene Ontology annotation, biological process: protein folding; chaperone-mediated protein complex assembly. The record is from RefSeq and is a predicted model, not a curated record. NCBI's taxonomy places the organism in Eukaryota, Metazoa, Chordata, Actinopteri, Salmoniformes, Salmonidae.